AAACACGUGACAGACAGAGAGUUUUUAUGGAAUUUACACAAAAAAUUUUGCCCAUGGAAUGGGAGGAACGCUGGAGGAGAGAGAAAGAACACAGAAAAAGGAUGAUAGAGGAAGGGGGGAAGAAAGUUGAAGAAGAAAACCGGAAACUAAAAUGGAUAAUGUCCUACAAUGACAACAGGAUAGGAAUGAAAGAGAGGGAGGUGAAGGAAAACAAGAGAGAUAUGAUUGAUGAUCAUGAACUGGUUCAGCAUUAUAAAAGGCACAGUUACCCAGGUGAGAUCUUCCAGGCUUUGCAGAAGAUUAGGUUGGAGAACCUCCUCACUGACCUAAUCUUGAGCACAGAGUAUGAGCUGAGCCUUCAUGUUCACUCCCUUGUCAUGGCAGCAGUGAGCUCCCUUAUCCACCAAAAGCUCCAGGAGAAGGCUGGAGAUGAGAAAGUGAUCUCAAUUAGUUUGGGUCCUGAAGUGUAUAGUUUGGGGCUGGCUGCAGUGGUGGAGUUCGCCUACACUGGGGACAUCACCUCUUUGAACAAAGACAACAUGGCACAGAUCCGUACUGCAGCUCUAAGCCUUGGAGCUCCAAGAAUUCUGGAGCUUUUUAAAGAGGAGGAAGAGCGAAAGACAGGCAGAUGUAACAAGGAAGAAAAACCAGACAAGAUCUCGGCAGAAGACCAGUUGAAGGUCAGCUUGCAGUCCAUGAGAGACAUGUGGGUUGAGAGAGUGGGAUGUGAUAUAGAGCUGGUUGCAGAAGGAACAGUUUUCCAUGCUCAUAGGGUGCUCUUGGCUGCCAGCUGCGAUUACUUUAAAGGAAUGUUUACCAGUGGAAUGAGAGAGAGCCAUCAGGAAUCCGUGUCUCUGCUGUUAGUCGGGGCUUCUGAGCUCGACACCCUCUUGCACUGUACAUACAGUGGGGCUCUCGCACUUGGAUGGGGCUGUGUUUUUGAACUCACCUGUACAUCUCUCCAGUUUCAGUUUGAGCCAGCUCUAUCACUCUGCCUUAACUUCCUGAAAAAGGAAAUUGACAUUCACAACUGCCUGGACAUAGCCUCUUUCGCGGAGGCCUAUGAGAUGUCUGAUUUGAAAGAGCUGGCAGAAGAUUUUGUCUUGAGACACUUCCAAGAAGUAUCUGCCACCCCAAAGUUCCAGGACCUCCCAGCAGAGAAGCUUUUGGAGUUUCUCAGAUGCGAUGCGCUGUCCACUCCAUCAGAACUCAAUGUUUUCCGAGCAGUUGUUGCCUGGGUGGAGGCGGAUCCUGUUGAAAGACUUCCGCAAGCUGAAAGACUCAUGACAGCAGUCCGUUUUCCAUUCAUGACCUUCCGAGAAUUUCGAGAAGUCCGUGCUGUAAAUCUGAGCAUGGAAUGCAGUGGAGAAUGUGAGGCUGACCUCUACAAAUCAGCACUUAAGGAGUUUGGUUUUGGUGUUUCUGACUCUGUGGCUCAGCAUCGUGUACGCCACCCUAAAGACGCCCUUGUUUUAGUUGGAGGUGAUCAACUGCAUCCAGACAUGGGGCAACGACUUCCUAGUAAGCAACUGUGGUUUGCUAACUCUCUGCGGAGUGGAACAGGCCUCAUAAAGGAGAUAGAAUGGAGAAUGAUUGGGGAAAUGCCCGAUCGGGCCAGAUUUAGACAUGGCGUUGGCGUCUUCGGUGGUAAACUUUAUGUUGCUGGAGGCUGCCACUUUUAUGCCAAGGCUGAUACUAUGAAAUCUGCUUACAGGUAUGAUCCUGUCCAAGACAGCUGGGAAAGGCUGGCAGACAUGGUGGAACAGAGAAGUAACUUUACAAUGGUCGUCACUGGAGACAGCCUGUAUGCUAUUGGAGGAGACAAAGACAUCAACACAAACCUUGACAGCGUGGAAAAAUACUCACCAGAAUCCGAUUCCUGGAGCUUUACCAAAGCUUUGGACCAAAGCCAGAGUGGCCAUGCUGCAACAGUCUGGAGAGGAGAAAUCUUUAUUUCAGGAGGCUUCAAUUGCAGGUACCAAUGCCUAGUGUCCAUGUUUCUCUACCACCCAGAAAGAGGAACCACUUACCUUGCAGAAAUGACCCACGACCGGGCCCAGCACUGCAUGGAGAAUCUGAGAAACCAUUUCUAUGUAGCUGGUGGGGUGUGCAACCUCCGUAAUUUCUACACAGACCAGCUUGUCUGCGAGAUGUACAAUCCCAUACACGACACCUGGACAGUGUUCACCCCUCUCCCGAUUCCCCAUGUCGGAGCGGCCUCUGCUGUUCUCGAGGAGAGGUUGUAUAUUUUGGGCGGUUACUGCCAGGAGGACUACAGAGAGGCCAAGCUUGUUCAUCGCUAUGAUUCUGUCACUCAGAGAUGGGAGUGUAUGGGCAAGAUGCCCGGCCCCGUCACAGACAUACGGGCAUGCCUGCUACACCUGCCUGCCCAUUUCAGAAUAUGAGAUUAAAGUUAACAGAUGUUUCUGUGCCUUAUUUUAUGAUUUUAUAUUGUUAAUAUAUUUUUUAUAUGAUAAAAAAAUGUCCUGCGCUUAACACUUCAGUUCCAAUACAUUUAGGCUUUUCUAGUCAUACACCCCCCCUCUUGAAAAUGUGGUUAUUAAAGCCAAAAUGAUGCCUGUAGCCAAAAAGUGUUCAGAGACUGCAACCAUUUUAGUUAGGUGUGACAUUUUCAUGGAAUGUGCUCCAAAAGGGGGGUUAAUGGUCAACAGGUUAAUGGUCACCUCAGUCUAUGCCUGUACAAUACUUAUGAGCUCAAAAAUGGUUUGUUCCAUUUCAUCAAAGUACAUUUCAUGCCAUCUCAAAUUAGAAUACACUGAUACUAAUAUAUAUUAAUGACUUUUAUGAGAUGAUCUUAUAGACUGUGUAUUCAUGAAUAUGUCUACAUCUAAAUGUUGAAAACAUUGUGUAUAAAUGUGUGUUCACUUUAUGGCUUUAAUGGUGGUGACAAU
Messenger RNA from Myxocyprinus asiaticus (Chinese sucker), 2912 nucleotides. RefSeq names its product kelch-like protein 33. Gene Ontology annotation, molecular function: protein binding. The transcript is spliced from 4 exons. The record is from RefSeq and is a predicted model, not a curated record. NCBI's taxonomy places the organism in Eukaryota, Metazoa, Chordata, Actinopteri, Cypriniformes, Catostomidae. Bases 27 to 2405 code for a protein of 792 amino acids.